This is a messenger RNA of Microtus oregoni (creeping vole), 6219 nucleotides long. RefSeq names its product probable ubiquitin carboxyl-terminal hydrolase FAF-X. The transcript is spliced from 35 exons. Gene Ontology annotation, cellular component: nucleus; cytosol. The record is from RefSeq and is a predicted model, not a curated record. Lineage: Eukaryota; Metazoa; Chordata; Mammalia; Rodentia; Cricetidae. Gene Ontology annotation, biological process: protein deubiquitination; cell migration. Gene Ontology annotation, molecular function: cysteine-type endopeptidase activity; cysteine-type deubiquitinase activity.
AUGACAGUCAUGACUCGUGGCUCUCCAGUAGGAGGGAAUGAAAACCAGGGGCAGGCUCCUGAUGGGCAGUCUCAGUCUUCUUUCCAAAAGAACCAGAUCUCAUCAUCUGACUCUUCCAAUGAGAAUUCUCCAGUGACUCUUCCAGAUGAACAAGGUCAAGGUGAUGCUCCACCACAGCAUGAAGAUGAAGAUCUUUCAUUUCCCCAUGCUGACCUGGCAAAGUUGGAAGAUUUGGUCAACAGACCUCAAUGGGUGGUUCCUGUUGUGCCAAAGGGAGAAUUAGAAGUACUUUUAGAAGCUUCUAUUGAUCUUAGUAAAAAAGGCCUUGAUGCUAAAAGUGAAGCUUGUCAGCGUUUUUUUCGAGAUGUUUUAACUGUAUCUUUUACCAAAAUACUUAUGGAUGAGGCACUGAGUGGAUGGAAAUUUGAAAUUCAUAGGUAUAUUAUUAACAAUACCCAUCGCCUAGUGGAGCUUUGUGUGACGAAGUUGUCUCAGGACUGCUGUCUGUUUCUAGAACUUCUAGCAAUGGCCUUAAAUCCUCAUUGCAAAUUUCAUAUCUGUAAUGGUGCACGUCCUUGUGAGUCAGUGUCCUCAAGUGUUCAGUUUCCUGAAGAUGAACUCUUUGCCUGUUCUCCAGACCUACGUUUACCAAAAGGUUGGUUAGUGGAUCUUAUUAACACAUUUGGCACAUUAGAUGGUUUCCAGAUUUUGCAUGAUCGUUUCAUUACUGGAUCAGCAUUAACAAUUCAAACAAUUUCAGCUCUAAUUAAGCCUUUUGGACAGUGCUAUGAGUUUCUCACUCAACACACUUUAAGAAAGUACUUCAUCCCAGUUAUUGAGGUAGUUCCACAAUUAUUACAAAAAAUAACUAAUGAAGAACUGAAAUGAGAAGCAAAGAGUGAAGUGAAAAAUGAUGCCAUUUCAAUGAUUAUUAAAUCUCUAAAGAGUUUAGCCUCAAGAAUUCCAGGACAAGAAGAAACUAUUAGAAAUUUAGACAUUCUUAGGUUAAAAAUGAUACUCAGAUUGCUGCAGAUUUCUUCUUUUAAUGGAAAGAUGAAUGCACUGAAUGAAAUUAACAAGAUGCUGUCAAGUGUAUCAUAUUAUACACAUCAACAUGGUAAUUCUGAGGAAGAAUGGCUAACCGCUGAACAAAUGGCAUAGUGGAUACAACAAAAUAAUAUCUUAUCCAUACUCUUACAAGAUAGUCUUCAUCAGCUACAGUAUGUGGAAAAGCUAGAGAAGAUUCUGCAUUUUGUCAUUAAAGAAAAGGCUCUUACUUUACAGGAUCUUAAUAAUAUCUGGGCAGCACAGGCAGGAAAGCAUGAAGCCAUUGUGAAGAAUGUACAUGACCUACUAGCAAAAUUAGCUUGGGAUUUUUCUCCUGAACAACUUGAUCAUCUUUUUGAUUGUUUUAAGGCAAGUUGGACAAAUGCAAGUAAGAAACAACGUCAAAAGCUUCUUCAACUGAUUCGUCGCCUUGCAGAAGAUGACAAGGAUGGUGUAAUGGCACACAAAGUAUUGACUCUUCUGUGGAAUCUAGCCCACAGUGAUGAUGUACCUGUAGAUAUCAUGGAUCUCGCUCUCAGUGCCCACAUAAAAAUACUCGAUUAUAGUUGUUCCCAGGAUCGAGAUUUGCAAAAAAUCCAGUGGAUAGAUCACUUUAUAGAAGAACUUCGAACAAAUAACAAAUGGGUUAUCCCUGCACUGAAACAAAUAAAAGAGAUUUGUAGUUUGUUUAAUGAAGCACCUCCAAAUUUAAGUCGAACUCAUCAAAGUCCUCAUGUAUUUUAUCGUCGUGAUUUAAUCAGGCAACUUCAACAUAAUCAUACUUUAGUUACUUUGGUAACAGAAAAUCUUGCAACUUACAUGAACACCAUAAGAUUAUAUGCUAGAGAUUAUGAAGACUAUGACCCACAAACUGUAAGACUAGGAAGUAGAUACAGUCAUAUUCAAGAAGUCCAAGAACGACUUAAUUUCCUCAGAUUUUUACUGAAGGAUGGUCAACUUUGGCUCUAUGCUCUCCAAGCCAAACAAAUAUGGAACUGCUUAGCAAAGAAUGCAGUUUUCUUUAGUGAUCGAGAAGCCUGUUUUAUGUGGUUUUCCACGUUAAUGGGCGACGAUCCAGACCUAGAUCCUGAUAUUAUUCAGGAUUUUUUUGAAAGUAAUGUGCUUCAACUUGAUCCGACUCUAUUAACCGAAAGUGGAAUAACGUGUUUUGAAAGAUUUUUCAAGGCUGUCAAUUGUCAAGAAGGGAAAUUAAUGAUAAAAAGAAGAGUCUAUAUGAUGGAUGAUUUAGACCUAAUAGGAUUAGAUUACCUUUGGGAGGUUGUGAUAAAGAGUAAUGACAAUAUUUCGAACAGAGCAAUAGAUCUUCUAAAAGAAAUACACACAAAUCUCGGUCCCAGAUUACAGGCAAAUAAGGUAGCUAUCCAUGAAGAUUUUAUUCAGACAUGCUUUGAUCGCUUGAAAGCCUCAUAUGGCAUGUUGUGUGUUUUGGAUAGUGAAAAAGACACUAUUAGUUGUACAAGACAGGAAGCCAUUCAGAUGGUUCGUGUACUAACGGUUUUAAGAGAGUACAUAAGUGAAUGUGACAGUGAUUAUCAUGGGGAACGAAUUAUUCUUCCUUUGUCAAGACCUAUACGGCAGUUGGCACAGGAGCAGUUCUUCUUAAUGUGUACCAGAUGUUGCAUGGGACAUAAACCUCUGAUGUUCUUCAUUACUCUACUCUUUACCAUUCUGGGGAGUGUCACAACAGAAAGGGGGAAAUAUUCAGAAGAAUACUUCACACUUUUGAGGCGUCUUCUCACUCAUGCUUACAACUGCAGUGUUCUUGUACCCAAUGCUGAUGUUCUUCUUAGUGAUGAAAUUGACUGGCUCAAAAGGGUUAGGGAUUGUGUUAAAGACUCAGGUGAAGCAGGUGUUGAAGAUCCGAUCUUGGAAGGCCAUCUUGGAGUAACAAAAGAGUUACUAGCCUUUCAAACUCCAGAGAAAAAAUACCAUAUUGGUUGUGAAAAAGGAGGUACUAAUCUUGUUAAAGAACUAAUUGAUGAUUUCAUCUUUCCUGCAUCUAAAGCUUACCUCCAAUAUAUGAGUAGUGGAGAACUGCCAGCCAAGCAAGCUGUUCCAGUCUGUGGUUCACCAACUACAGUUAAUGCUGGGUUUGAACUACUCGUAGCCUUGGCUUUUGGCUGUGUAAGGAAUCUUAAUCAGAUAGUAAACUGUUUGACUGAAAUGUAUUAUUUAAGCACAACAAGAACAACUUGUGAAGCACUUACUGAGUGGGAAUAUCUACCACCUGUUGGACCGCGCCCACCAAAAGGAUUUGUGGGACUCAAAAAUGCUGGUGCUACUUGUUAUAUGAACUCAGUGAUCCAGCAACUAUACAUGAUUCCUCUUAUCAGGAAUAGUAUUCUUUCAAUUGAAAACAUAGGGAGUAAUAUAAAUGAUGAUACAUUCAAGGAUGAAAAGCAGGACAGUAAGAGUCAUGUUGAUCCCAGAGAUAUAUUUGGAUAUCCUCAUCAGUUUGAAGACAAACCCACAUUAAGUAAAGUAGAAGAUAGAAAAGAGUACAACAUUGGUGUUUUAAAACACCUUCAGAUAAUCUUUGGACAUUUAGCUUCUUCUCAACUACAAUACUAUGUGCCCAGAGGAUUCUGGCAACAAUUCAGGCUUUGGGGUGAACCUAUUAAUCUUCAUGAACAACAUGAUGCAUUAGAGUUUUUUAAUUCUUUGGUGGAUAGUUUAGAUGAAGCUUUUAAAGCUUUAGGACAUCCAACCAUGAUAAGUAAUGUCCUUGGAGGAUCCUUUGCUGAUCAGAAGAUUUGCCAAGGAUGCCCACAUAAGUAUGAGUGUGAAGAAUCUUUUACAACUCUGAAUGUAGACAUUAGAAAUCACCAAAAUCUUCUUGAUUCUUUGGAACAGUAUAUCAAGGGAGAUUUAUUAGAAGGUGCAAAUGCAUAUCAUUGUGAAAAAUGUGAUAAAAAGGUUGAUACAGUAAAGCGCCUACUGAUUAAAAAACUCCCUACUGUUCUUGCUAUCCAACUGAAACGAUUUGACUAUGACUGGGAAAGAGAAUGUGCAAUCAAAUUCAAUGAUUACUUUGAAUUCCCAAGAGAACUGGAUAUGGAACCUUACACAGUAGCAGGCGUCACAAGACUGGAAGCUGAUAGUGUAAAUCCAUUGACUCAUUUAAUUCAGCAGAAUGAGCAAUGUGAAAGUGUGAUAGCAGGAAGCACAAAGUAUAGACUUGUUGGUGUCCUUGUUCACAGUGGUCAAGCAAAUGGUGGACAUUAUUAUUCUUACAUCAUUCAAAGAAAUAGUAAAGACAGUGAGAGGGGUCGCUGGUUCAAAUUUGAUGACGGGGACGUGACAGAGUGUAAGAUGGAUGAUGACGAAGAAAUGAAAAAUCAGUGCUUUGGUGGAGAGUACAUGGGAGAAGUGUUUGACCAUAUUAUGAAACGCAUUUCAUACAGGCGUCAGAAAAGGUGGUGGAAUGCGUAUAUUCUGUUUUAUGAACAGAUUAGUACAACUGAUGAAGACAAGAUGGUAACACCUAUAUCAAAGCUAACAGUCACAAGACCUCAUCAGAUUAUGUCACCAGCCAUUCAGAGAAAUGUAUGGAAACAAAAUGUGCAAUUCCUGCAUAAUCAAAUGCAGUAUAGCUUAGAAUAUUUUCAGUUCAUUAAGAAACUGCUUACCUGUAAUGCUGUGUACUUAAACCCUGCUCCAGGACAAGAUCAUUUGCCACCUGAAGCGGAAGAUAUUACAAUGAUUAGCAUUCAGCUAGCUGCUAGAUUCCUUUUUACAACUGGAUUUCAUACUAAGAAAAUAGUCCGUGGCCCUGCUGAUGACUGGUGCGAUGUGCUGUGUAUUCUUCUCCGUCACAGCAAGAAUGUACGAUUUUGGUUUGCUCACAAUGUCCUAUUUAAUGUAUCAAAUCGUUUUUCUGAGUAUCUCCUGGAAUGUCCAAGUGCAGAAGUGAGAGGUACAUUUGCAAAGCUUAUCGUAUCCAUUGCACAUUUUUCUUUGCAAGAUGGAUCUUAUCCUUCACCCUUUUUAUCACCUUUUGCAAGUCCAGCACCUUGUGGUCAGAUAUGUGAUAAUUUGAACUUGAGUGAUCAUUUACUAAAAGCUGUAUUAAAUCUCUUGAGAAGGGAAGUUUCUGAACAUGGGCGACAUUUACAGCAAUACUUCAGUUUAUUUGUAAUGUAUGCCAGUUUAGGUUUGGCAGAAAAAGCUCAGCUUCUAAAACUAAAUGUACCUGCUAUCUUUAUGCUUGUGUCUUUGGAUGAAGGGCCAGGUCCUCCAAUUAAAUACCAGUAUGCUGAGUUAGGUAAGUUAUACUCAGUAGUAUCUCAACUGAUACGAUGUUGCAGUGUCUCAUCAAGAAUGCAGUCUUCAAUCAGUGGUAAUUCCCCUCUUCCAAAUCCUUUUGGUGACCCAAAUUUGUCACAGCCCAUAAUGCCAAUUCAGCAGAAUGUGGAUGACAUUUUAUUUGUAAGAACCACUUAUGUGAAGAAAAUUAUUGAAAACUACAGCAACUCAGAGGAAACAGUCAAGUUACUUUGCUUCUGCUGCUGGGAGAAUCCCCAAUUCUCAUCUUCUGUUCUCAGCGAACUGCUUUGGCAGAUUGCAUAUUCAUAUACAUAUGAACUUCGGCAACAUUUGGAUCUACUCUUGCAAAUUAUUCUGAUGGAGGAUUCCUGGCAAACUCAUAGAAUUCAUAAAGCACUUAAAGGAAUUCCAAAUGAUCGAGAUGGGCUGUUUGAUACAAUUCAGCGUUGUAAGAAUCACUACCAAAAAAGAGCAUAUCAGUGUAUUAAAUGCAUGGUAACUCUCUUUAACAGUUGUCCUGUUGCCUACCAAAUCUUACAGGGUAAUGGAGAUCUUAAAAAGGAAUGGACUAGGGCAGUUGAAUGGCUCGGAGAUGAACUUGAAAGAAGAACAUAUUCUUGUAAUCCUCACUGCACUUACAGCAAUUCUUCUCCUCCAAUACAAAGCAAUGAAACAUCAGACGGUUAUUUUUUAGAGAGAUCUCAUAGUGCAAAAAUGACACUUGCAAAAGCCUGUGACCUGUUGCCAGAAAAGAAUUAUGUACCUGAACAGCCAUAUUCAAAUCGAGGAGCACAUCUCUUGAAUAACCCUCAGAAAAACGAUGAACCACAAGAAACUUAUGAAAGCAAUGAAGAAGUAUCUUCACCCCUAACAAAGGAUCAGUGA